Messenger RNA from Alternaria metachromatica, 402 nucleotides. RefSeq lists its product as uncharacterized. The transcript is spliced from 2 exons. NCBI's taxonomy places the organism in Eukaryota, Fungi, Ascomycota, Dothideomycetes, Pleosporales, Pleosporaceae. The record is from RefSeq and is a predicted model, not a curated record. The coding region runs from base 1 to 402 and encodes 133 amino acids.
AUGGGUAUUCUCAAUGUUGGAAUCAUUGCCGCCUCAAUACCCACGCUAAAGCCACUUUUGCGAAAGAUCAGCAAGUCCACGAACAGCAACCAGUACAAUCAAUUCCAUGACGGCGACAAAGCCAGGACCAUUGGCAGCGCACCACCUUCCAGACCUCGCAAAUCGAUCUUGACCACGCUGAGCGGUACACGGACGGACAAAAACGCUGAUACCGAGGCAUAUGAGAUGUGGAGGGCGACUGCAGGAUCGGCACAAGGCGGGAAGAAUGAGAUCUAUGCUGUCAGCGAAGAGCGCGCAGGAAGUGAGGACUACAUUCUUGGAGGACAUUCACACGAUUCGAAGCAGAUCAAAUGCACAACAGAGGUGACUAUCAACAAUGAGGGGACCAAUUGCAGGGUCUGA